CACCUGUUAGUUUUCUCGUUCCUUUAUUUCUAUCUUUACAGUGUAGAUUUUGUAGAUCCAUAACAUACACCACUGUCCUUGAUAUUGUAAAUUAAAAUAACAAAAUCUGAUGAAAUUUUCAUUUCAUUUCAAAUUUAAUAUUUAAACAACUUCAACAUUGAGAAGAAACAGUUAAUCUUAGUCUCUGCAAAUUAAUCCAUAUAUACUUACAUUUAUUUUAAAGAUUUGUAAUCUAAAAAUGAAAAAAAAAAUUCUUUCAAGAACUGACAAGUUUUAGUAUUAUAAGGUAGGAACUCCAAUUUCAAACGCGUUACAUUUAGAAGCUUCCCAUUGACAAAAGACAAUUAAUCACCGACAGCCAAGUGAUCGCUGCGCAAACGCGGAACGCUAAACAAACAACGGUACAAGUCCUAUUCCAAGUGACAAACUCGAAGUUCCCAGCAAUGUUGAAGACAGCGGCGGAGGUGGAAGCCGGAGUGAAAGGAGGAGAGCCAGGGUGGGCCGGGAGCGGAACAGAGAGAGCCACGGAGAGAAAGGCCACGACAGUGAAAGUGGAUCAAUACGCCGUUAACGUUUCGCCAGGCAACGUGCGAACAAUGUCUCUCUCCGCCUAUCCCGGUUAUUUCUCAUCAGAGAGUAGAGGUUCAGGCUCUUAGACGAGUCUGCAGUGUAAUCAUCAUCAACUUCGCCAUUGUUUCACUGCUGUCACUUCAGCAUUUAGCUUCUUCUUGCUCAAACAGGCUCAAACAUGAUCAAACUUCGGGCACAGAGGGACAGUGAUCACUUGAAACAGUUGUCAAUGGUGAACCAAGCAAGAUUCUCCAAAUACGUGCAGUGCCCUCAGUGAGAAAAGUGAUUGACAGUGUGAUUCAUGUGCACUGUUGGGACAAUGGACUCGUUGCAACCUUUUUACAGGAGUUCGUUCAGUUAAUUUAGUGUUUACAGUAAAUGGAGGGAAAAGGAUAGGGUACACAGCCUGCAGACUGAUUGUCAGGUCUGGUCUACUUAACGAUCAAUGUGUUCAGCGGAUUCGAUGAAAUGUACCUUUCUCAUUUUGUGAGUAGCUCUACAGGAAGAAAUACGAAAUAAGUUAUUGUGACAUAUCUGGUAAUUUUAGUGAUGCACAGAAUCACCUGCAAUUCCAAUCUACGUUGCAUCCGGAUUUUCCGGUGGACUAUCCUGGUGCCCCUGGUCAUUUACCUGAGCCUCCUUUUUGCGAAGUAUAACCGAAAUGUUCCGUUAAAGAGUUUGUCCACGGACAAGGACAACGAGGGAUCAUUGAUAGAGAAUUUGUUCGUUGAGCUGGAAGCAGUGACUGCCAGCCAAAGGGAACCUGACAAUGCCCUGACAUUCGAAGGAAGGGAUGAACAGAACAUUAAGGAGGUGGAGGAGGCAGAGAACAGGGAGAACCCAAGAACGUUACUCGAGAACAUCUUUAAGAAGGCAGACAUCGAUCAGAAUCAGCUGUUGGACAUCCAAGAACUGGCUAAGUGGAUUCACACAAAAAUUACAGAGCACAUCAGUCGUGCUAUGAGGGAGAAUGUUGGUCUCUUCACUGCUAUCGAUAAUAACCCAAGAAAUGGUGAGGUGUCGUGGGAAGAGUAUCACGCGUACUUUCUCAGGUCCCACGGGUAUCUAGAGAGUUAUGUCAAUUCACAUGACAAGAAGCACAGCGACCUGUCACGAACGUUGAAGGAAAAUAUUAUGAGAGACAGAGCCAGAUGGGCGGAAGCAGCUAGAAACGAUCCGGACAGGCUGGCCCUGGACGAGUUUCUUGCUUUUACACAUCCUGAAAGCAGUCACAGGGCUCUUCUUCAAAUGGUGGAAGACUUAUUUGAGAAAUUCGACCGUGAUGGAGAUGAAGAGCUGACUGAAGAUGAAUUCUCGGAUUUGCCUGCUGAAGGAAUGGGACUUGAUUUAAGGGAAGAUAAACAUGAGACUGUUAGUGGAGGCGAGGACAGAAAGCAGGAGUUCAGACAUUUGAUAGAUAAGAAUAAAGAUGGAAAAGCUGAUAGAACUGAGCUCCUGAUGUACAUAGAUCCAAGAAAUCCAAGGCACGCUAUACAAGAAGCCCAACAUUUGAUAAGUCUAUCGGACACAAACAUGGAUGGGAAACUGAACAUUUCUGAAAUCUUGAACAAAAUGGAAUUGUUCCUGGGUAGCAAAAUGGUGGACACCGAAGGGAGUUUCCAUGAUGAAUUUUAAUAAAUCUGCUGCAGUGAAAACAAAGGAUCUGAGAAUAACUGAAAAUGGAAGUCUGAGAAUCAAAUUUCUAUUAAAUCUUUAUAUCACUAUUAAAACCAGACAAUAUUCAUUAGCAAUAGUUAGUGACUUGAUAGGUGAUUGAUCUCUAUUGAGAUUUACUUUAAACAUGCUCUUCUCCUGAUGGAAUUUUUGUAAAGCUGUGUAGUUGAGGAGAAACAUAUAUUUCCACAGAAUCACUAUCUUUUCUACAGUGUCUAUUUUAGUAGCACGAACUCUAUUUUUUUGCAAACUGUCUUUUUUGCAUUUUGGAGGACACUUUUUUCACUUGUAUACUCAUCAAUGUGGAAAGGAAUUGGGCAACUCUUUUAUAGCAUGUAAGAAUGAUGUAUGAGAAUUUCAUUGAGACUAAUACAGCUAUUUUUAAUAAUGUUGUAGCAACAUGAAUGUCACAAUAUUUCUUAUUAAUUAUCAUUCAUUCUUUCUAACAUUUAAAAUACAAUUUUACUAAACGAUUACACCAUUCUCCGAGAGCGAAGUGUUCAUACUGAUUUUCUCUACAUAAUUGUGAAUGUUUAAAUCAUAUUAAACACUCUAAGGUCUUUUAAAACAUAUCUGUGAUAGUCUUCAUGACACAGAGUAUUAUUUCUUUGCCUGAUAUGGAUAGAAUCGAGCUAAACUUGUUAACAAAUGCAUAGGCCGUUUCUCUAUGCAAUUCUUUUUUAUCAAACUAAUAAAUAUGUUAAGUUGAAACAGUGCAAAGUUACCUUGUAUACUUAAAUUUUCAGGGAACAUAGAAUUUACUUAAUUCGUUAACUAUUAUGAAGUACUUUUCGUAGGAAAUAAUUAUUUGUUAACAGCAAAAUAUAUAUCAAAAUAUGUUGAAAUUACAAAUAAGUUUUUAUAUUAGGUGUAUAAAUUUAUAUUAUGUAUGCAGAGCGUAAAUUACAACACGUCCAUAUUGUUAGUAUAAAAUUCAGUUUCAUCAUUUGAUUAAAUUAAAACAGAAAAAUUGAAUUUUCCCUAUAUUAAUUAGCAAUUAUCAACAAGUAUCUUGAUGAUGGGUGAAACAUUUAUGGGGAACCAAAUCCUUUUAUAAAGGCCGAGACUGAAAUAAUUACUAUGAGCUAGAAUAUUUAUCUAGAACUUUAUAGAAUAAUAUAAUUUUAUAUUCUCAUUAUUUUUUUCUAUAGAAGAAGUGGGAGUGUAGGAAUUACAUACUUGAAUCCGCCCAAUCGUCGAGUCUGUGUGAAAUACUAUAACUAUAAAAAGAAAACGCAGCAACAUGAGUUCAUUUAAAUGUUAAUUUCAAUGUUCAUGCAAAGCUUGCAUUCGUAGCAGUAACAAAGUUACUUUUAUGAUUUAAUUAAGUAGUAAUAAAGUUUCCUUUGAGUAUACAUGCUCAUAGAUUAUAUGAAUAUUAAAUGUUACGUUGUUUGAACAUUGUAUAAAAUGGAAUUUGUAAAGAAGAUUUUAUUACUAUUUUUUUGAAGAUAUUUAUAUGCUGUAACACGUUCUUGUAUAGUUCACUGUCGCAAUAAAAAAAACUUUUGUGGGUACAAUAAAUUAUUUUCUUUUCCUUUCAGAGCAUAUAAUAAAUAAAUAAAU
Messenger RNA from Nomia melanderi (Alkali bee), 3810 nucleotides. It is a transcript of the gene myd, whose product is annotated as stromal cell derived factor mayday. NCBI's taxonomy places the organism in Eukaryota, Metazoa, Arthropoda, Insecta, Hymenoptera, Halictidae. The record is from RefSeq and is a predicted model, not a curated record. Gene Ontology annotation, biological process: calcium-ion regulated exocytosis. Gene Ontology annotation, cellular component: endoplasmic reticulum. Gene Ontology annotation, molecular function: calcium ion binding.